This is a messenger RNA of Cetraspora pellucida, 2667 nucleotides long. The record is from the annotation of a GenBank genome assembly. Lineage: Eukaryota; Fungi; Glomeromycota; Glomeromycetes; Diversisporales; Gigasporaceae.
UGUCAUCGAAUUCAGUGCUUAUGCAUUUCGUAGUUGGUGUCAUCGAGUUUGGUGAUUGUUAUUUUGUUGCUGGUGUAUCGAAUUCAGUAGUGGCUCUUAUUUCAUCGUUGUGGUUAUUAUUUCGUUCUGGUGUUGUCGAGUUUGGUGGUUAUGAUUUCGUCGCUAGUGUCGUUAAAUUCGGUGGUUAUUAUUUUGUCGCUGGUGUCUUUGGUGGUUAUUAUUUUGUUGCUAGUGUCGUCGAAUUCGGUAGUGGCUCUUAUUUCGUCGCUGGUGUUGUCGAAUUCAGUGGUUAUUAUUUUGUCACUGGUGUCGUCGAAUUCGGUGGUUAUUAUUUCGUCACUGGUGUCGUCGAAUUUGGUGGUUAUUAUUUGUCGCUGGUGUCGUCGAAUUCAGUAGUGGCUCUUAUUUCAUCAUUGGUGUCGUCGAAUUCAGUGCUUAUGCAUUUCGUCAUUGGUUUCAUCGAGUUUGGUGGUUGUUAUUUCGUCGCUGGUGAUGUCGAAUUCAGUAGUGUAUUUUAUUUCAUCGUUGGUGUCAUCGAAUUCAGUGUUGUCGAAUUCGGUGGUUAUUAUGUCAUCGCUGGUGUUGUUGAGUUUGGUGGUUAUUAUUUCGUCACUGGUGUUGUCGAAUUCAGUGGUUAUUAUUUCGUCGCUGGUGUCAUCGAGUUUGGUGGUUAUGAUUUCAUCACUGUGUUUUUGAAUUCAGUGAUUGGUGGUUAUUAUUUCAUCACUGGUGUCAUUGAAUUCAGUGGUGGGUCUUAUUUCGUCGCUGGCGUUGUCGAAUUCGGUAGUUAUUAUGUUGUCGCUGGUGUUGUUGAGUUUGGAGGUUAUUAUUUCGUCACUGGUGUUGUCGAAUUCAGUGGUUAUUAUUUCGUCGCUAGUGUCAUUGAGUUUGGUGGUUAUGAUUUCAUCGCUGUGUCAUUGAAUUCGGUGUUUGGUGGUUAUUAUUUCGUCGCUGGUGUCGUUGAAUUCGGUGGUGGCUCUUAUUUUGUCGCUAGUGUUGUCAAAUUCGGUGGUUAUUAUUUCGUUGCUAGUGUUGUCGAAUUCAUAUUUCAUCGCUGGUGUUGUCAAAUUCGAUGGUGGCUCUUAUUUGUUGCUGGUGUCAUCGAAUUUAGUGGUGGUUAUUAUUUCAUCAUUGAUGUCAUCGAAUUCGGUAGUUAUUAUUUCGUUGCUGGUGUCAUCAAAUUAGGUGGUUAUUAUUUCAUUGCUGGUGUCGUCGAAUUAGAUGGUUAUUAUUUCGUCACUGGUGUCAUCGAAUUAGUGCUUAUGCAUUUCGUCAUUGGUGUCAUUGAGUUUGGUGGUUGUUAUUUCGUCGCCGGUGUCAUCGAAUUCGGUGGUGGCUCUUAUUUCAUCGUUGGUGUCAUCGAAUUCAGUGCUUAUGCAUUUUAUCGUUGUGGUUAUUAUUUCGUUGCUGAUGUUUUUGAGUUUGGUGGUUAUUAUUUCGUCAUUGGUGUCGUCGAAUUCGGUGGUUAUUAUGUCAUCGCUGGUGUCAUCGAGUUUGGUGGUUAUUAUUUCAUCGCUGGUGUCAUCGAAUUCAGUGGUUAUUAUUUCGUCGCUGGUGUUGUUGAGUUUGGUGGUUAUGAUUUCGUCGCUGGUGUCAUUGAAUUCGGUGGUUAUUAUUUUGUCGCUGGUUUUGGUGGUUAUUAUUUUAUCACUAGUGUCGUCGAAUUCGGUAGUGGCUCUUAUUUCGUCACUGGUGUUGUUGAAUUCGGUGGUUAUUAUUUCAUCGCUGGUGUUGUUGAAUUUGGUGGUUAUUAUUUCGUCGCUGGUGUUGUCGAAUUUGUUGGUUAUUAUUUUAUUACUAGUGUUGUCGAAUUCAGUGGUUAUUAUUUCGUUGCUGGUGUUGUUGAAUUCAGUAGUUAUUAUUUUGUCGCUGGUGUUGUCGAAUUCGGUAGUUAUUAUUUCGUCGCUGGUGUCGUCGAAUUCGGUAGUGGCUCUUAUUUUGUUGUUGGUGUCAUCGAAUUCAGUGCUUAUGCAUUUCGUCAUUGGUGUCGUCGAGUUUGGUGGUUGUUAUUUCAUCGCUGGUUUUGGUGGUUGUUAUUUCGUGCUGGUGUUGUCGAAUUCGGUGGUUAUAUUUUGUCGUUGGUGUUGUCGAAUUCGGUGGUUAUUAUUUCAUCACUGGUGUCAUCGAGUUUGGUGGUUAUUAUUUCGUCAUUGUGGUUAUUAUUUCGUCGCUGUUGUCGUGAGUUUGGUGGUUAUGAUUUUGUCGCUGGUGUCAUUGAAUUCGUUUGGUGGUUAUUAUUUCGUCACUGGUGUUGUGAAUUUGGUGGUGGCUCUUAUUUCGUCACUGGUGUUGUCAAAUUCGGUGGUUAUUAUUUCGUUGCUUGUGUUGUUGAAUUCAGUGCUUAUUAUUUUAUCACUAGUGUCAUCGAAUUCGGUAGUUAUUAUUUCGUCACUGGUGUCGUCAAGUUCAGUGGUGGCUCUUAUUUCGUCAUUGGUGUUGUUGAAUUCAGUAGUUAUUAUUUCAUCACUGGUAUCUUCAAAUUAGGUGGCUAUUAUUUCAUCGCUGGUGUCGUCGAAUUAGAUGGUUAUUAUUUCGUUGCUGGUGUCGUCGAAUUAGGUAGUUAUUAUUUCGUCAUUGGUGUUAUCGAAUUAGGUGGUUAUAAUUUCAUCGCUGGUGAUGUCGAGUUUGGUGAUUAUUAUUUCAUUGCUGGUGUCAUUAAAUUCGGUG